Molecule: messenger RNA, 6540 nt
Organism: Colossoma macropomum (tambaqui)
Lineage: Eukaryota; Metazoa; Chordata; Actinopteri; Characiformes; Serrasalmidae
Gene: itga4
Product: integrin alpha 4
Exons: 28
Coding region: 149-3187 (1012 amino acids)
Biological process (GO): cell-matrix adhesion; cell-cell adhesion; integrin-mediated signaling pathway
Cellular component (GO): integrin complex; external side of plasma membrane
Molecular function (GO): integrin binding
Source: RefSeq, a predicted model, not a curated record
AGGCGCACGAGACGCACACGCACACGCGCGCUCGCUCUCUCAAACUUUUUCCUGCCAUGAACUCGGAGUGUGUGUGAGCUGGAAGUCCGAGCGUUUCGUUUUCAGAAGAGCGGUUCUGGAGUUUGUCUCUCUUACUACAAGUGGAGCCAUGCGGCGCGCGCUGGCGUGUGUGUGCGCGUGGUGCUGCGUGCUGAUCCUCUGCCACGGAUACAACCUGGACACGCGCAGCCCGGAGAGCUUCAGCGGUCCGGACGGGUCCAUGUUCGGGUACUCGGUUCUACUGCACAGGCACCGGCAGAACCCGUGGUUACUUGUCGGAGCCCCAACCGCUGAGUCUAGUUUCAACGCCAGCAUCAAAAAACCAGGAGCCGUUUACAAGUGUAACAUUUCAAACAAGAAGUGUGAGCAGCUCCAAACUGGUGUGGAGAGCUGUGGGAAAACCUGCUGGCCUGAGAGCGAUAACCAGUGGCUGGGCGUUAGUCUGUCCAGACGACCCUCCAACGGUGACAUUCUGGCCUGUGGUCAUCGCUGGAAGAAUGUCUUCUUCUCCAGAAAAGACAAUCAAAACAAGCUGCCUCAUGGUGUGUGCUUCAAAUUCAACUCCGAUUUUAGCCAGACAACCAACUACAUCCCCUGCUAUAGAGAUCAUCAGAGGAAGUUUGGUGAAGAUUAUGGAUCCUGCCAGGCUGGAAUUUCAAAUUUCCUUACUGAGAACCUGAUGAUAAUGGGGGCUCCGGGCAGUUUGUACUGGACGGGAUCCGUGCUCGUCCUCAACAAGUCCAGCAACGUGCUUGCUGCCUAUGUGGAUGAUGAUAAUACAGUGCAGUUUGGUAGCUAUCUUGGCUACUCUGUGGGCGCUGGUCACUUCCUUCACCCACAGACCACGGAGAUAGUCGGGGGUGCGCCCCAAAACGGCCGGAUUGGUAAAGCUUACAUAUUCGAAGUUGAAGGGAACAAACUAAGGAUUGUUAAUGAGACCAGUGGUACUCAGCUUGGAUCUUACUACGGUGCGAGUAUAUGUGCGGUUGACCUGAACGCUGAUGGCCUUUCUGACCUGCUGGUUGGGGCCCCCAUGUACAGCACAGUGAGAGAGGAGGGCCGCGUGCACGUUUACAUCAACCAGGGCCGGGCAAACAUGAAGGAGGCAGAAUUCAAGCUGGUUGGAAGUGAUUCUUACGCAGCUCGAUUCGGAGAGACCAUCACUGACCUCGGAGACAUCGACAAUGACGGCUAUCCAGACGUUGCCAUCGGAGCGCCUCAGGAGGACGACCUGCGAGGGGCUAUUUAUAUCUACAAUGGGAGGAAGAGUGGCAUAGCAUCAAGGUUCUCUCAGAGGAUCACAGGUUCCAUGUUAAGCAGCAGCUUCAGCAUGUUCGGCCAGUCUGUGUCUGGAGGCGUGGAUGUUGAUGGCAAUGGUUACCCAGAUGUGGCAGUGGGAGCUUUUCUCUCCGAUUCUGCAGCGGUGCUCCGGACUCGUCCAGUGGUGAUGGUGGAAGCGUCCAUGAUGCUGCCGGUCAGCGUGAACCGAUCUGUGGCUUCGUGCACUGAGAAUGGCCUUCCUGCCGUGUGUGUGAAUGUCACCGUGUGCUUUAGGGUCCAAGGCAAGCGCAUACCUGGACAAAUAGAGCUGAAGUAUAACCUCACUUCUGACGUUCACCACAAGGAGACCUUCCCACCUCGCUUCUAUUUCCAUGGAAAUGGGACGUCCAACGUUACGGCAGGUCGUGUGAAGGCCAAGCAUGGAGAACUGACCUGCAGCAAGCAUCAAGCCUUCAUGAGGAAAGAUGUUCGCGAUAUCUUCAGGCCGAUCCAUUUCGAGGCGCAGUACGAGCUGGGAGAGCACAGUGUGGUCCGGGGGGGCUCCAAGAGCUUCACCUCACUCAAACCCAUCCUGCAGCAGAGAGAGGGACACACUAACCUCGUCAGCAACCAGACACAGUUUGCCAGAUACUGCGCCUGGGAAAACUGCUCCACCAACCUUCAGAUUUCCGCCCAUCUGGUGCUGCCGCAAUCUUACAACAACAUGUCGUAUUUUGCUCUCGGAAACGGGAAGACCAUCAUGCUGAACGCUACGCUGGUCAACGCAGGAGACGACGCGUUUCUGCCUAAACUGCACGUCCGAUUCCCCAGCAGCCUGCACUUCAUCAGAGUGCUGGACGCUGAGGAGAAACAUGUAAGCUGUGAAAUUGUUGAGGACAACAAAACAGCCAUCGGUCUGGACUGCAGUGUGGGCAACUUGUACAUCCCCUCCCUGUCCAAGCUUAACAUCAGCUUCCUGAUGGACGUGAAUCAGAACAGCAGCGCAGGCGAUAUUGGCAUUAGCAUCAAUGCUACAAGAGAGAACUAUGAGAACAUGGACCUUUUACACGACAACCUGGCCUUUCUGACGCUGCCGCUGAGAUACGGAGUGGGCCUGAAUGUACACGGAUUUGUGUCUCCGACAACGUUCAUAUUUGGACACCCCGAGCUGGAGCCGGUCGACUGCUACAGUGAGAAGUUUAACUACACGUUUAAGGUGAUGAACGUCGGUCCCAGUAAAGCUCUGGACGCAAAAGUAAAGAUCCAGAUUCCUCAGGUUUUAUCUCCGUACCCGGACAGGCUAAUCCGAAUUGCAGAUUUACAGACCACUUUAGGCCAGUGUCAUCUGAAGAACAGCAGUCUGUGGCUGGAGAACGACUGCGAUGUGAAGAAGGCAUCGUUUAUUCAGGAGCUCGUGUUCUUCUUUUCAAAAAGCAGCAAGCGCCCCAUGUUUUGUGCUGAAGCGGAUGAAAGCUGCAUGACCCUGGAGUGCAGAUUCGGAAACCUAGACAUCGGCAAAGAGGUCACCAUCAACCUGGAAGUUGAGCUCAACCCUGCGGUUCUUCAGAUCAGCCCUGGAAGACAUGCUAUAAUGCAGAUGCACAGUAUCAUUGAGGUCACAUCACCAGUCAGAGACGCUAAUACCAUCCUGAUAAAGGACGACAACAGUGCUGUGGUGACCCUGGAAGCGUACUACAGCCAGAAGCCACACCCACUUGUAGGCAUUUCCAUCAUCGUGUUCAGUCUGCUUCUCGGCCUGAUUAUUCUAGCCAUGCUGGUCGUCUGCCUCUGGAAGGCUGGUUUCUUCAAGCGGCGGAUGAAAGAAGAGCAGGAUAAGUUUAGACGAGAAAGCUGGGAUUACGUCCCCAAGUGUGAAAGCGUGUCGUAAAUCAGCUGGAUUUUACUUUUCUCUGCAGCUUCCACACAGAGCCCACAAAAAGAGCGAAAGAUAGAACUUUAAAGGACCAAAAAAGGAAUAAUAUGAAGAAGCUGGAGGAGCUGGACUUUGCACAUCAGCAGCAUUAACAGCCCUGCAGUGUAAAGACGGACUGACUGUGCCCGAAGCAGGAGCUCAGAGUGACUGUGCGGCUCUGUUUCUUCUUUAUUCAGGAUCAAACCAAAUGCACUUUGACUCUGUUUAUGAGGGUGAACUGAACCCUGUGAGCGAUGCGGAGGUGCGUACGCACUCGGAGCGUUCGGCGUGCCGCACCUACAGCAACGCCGCACCACUGAACACACCACUGAACACACCUGAGCCAGAGUGCCUGCUGUACACGAGGAAAACGCACCACUGACGCUCCAGCUAAUCGCCAGUGAUCUGUUCUGUUGAGGUUGACAAAAAAAACAGCAUUCAAACUUCAGGCUGAGCUACAAAAACGCUCUUCUGUUAUUCUCUGUCACUUCUUUUCUGUCUGUUUCUCUUUUUCUCCAUUUUCCCCUGCAUCUCCUCUCUUUGACCUUUUUUUCUUUCUCCCUCUUUCACUCUCUUCUUUUUUUCUCCCCCUCUCAAACUCCUCUGUUUUUGCCUUUCUUCCUUUUCUCUUUUUAUGUUUCUCUUUCACUCGUUCCCUUUUUUCCUCCCCUUCUCUUCGAACUCCUGUUUUGGCCUUUUCCUCCUUCUCUCUCUUUUAUUUUCUCCCUUUCCCCCCCUCCGCAGCUCAGAGUCAAAGUAGACGCUGUGUGUGUGAGGACAGAUGGAGGGAAUGCACGGUUGCUGUGUGUGUGUGUGUGUGUGUGUGUGUGUGUGUUGGCUGGCUGCCGUGGAAACGGAGCGAAUGCUGCUGUGUUACAGACGAGUGACAAGACUGACGCGUGCCUGGCACACAGCCACCGCGCCAGAGAGAGGAAAAAAUGAGAACGCCGCACUCUGCAUGUUUAGAAGUGAAAUCUAGGAAAUGGAGAACGUCAACAAGUCAGAAUGUUCAAAUAUUCAAACACGUGAAUAUUUGAAACUCGUGAAAGAUCAAAAAAAUUUCAGUUGAGGUUUCGAGCUUCUCUGUAAGGUUAUAGGUUCAGUAUGCUUAUAUUUAAGACUGGUGAGCCCUCUGAACUAGGGAUGUGCACAGGUACCAGAGAACUGUUCAGGACAGCUGCAUUAAAACACUGAAAUCAUCGUCCCGUUUGAGCUCAGGCAGGUGGAGAAUAUAUACAGAGCUGCAGUUCAAUGAAACACCACUUUAAUGUUACAGUUUAGCUUGUAUUUAUGAGCAAACAUGUGCUUUACACUGUGCUACUCCACAAUACGACUGCUUAAACGUGAACAUGUUAAGGACUGAGAAGCAGACGUAGUGCAGUUCUAACUACUCCAGCUGAUGUUAGCCAGGCCCAGAAACAGUGGACAUACAUUUCUCUGACAAAGUAACAUGUGAGGACGAGUCCUCAUCAGCGUCCAGUGUUGUACUAGUUAAAGCUGUAGUUUUAGCUCAUCCGAAGAGGCAGCCUCCGUUACUCCUCCAACACGAAAGCUACCGAUUUCCCUCAGAAGUUUUGAAUAAGUGCAUUCCUUUGCUUGCCGCUAAUUUUUUUGUGAUACUGAUUUUUUUAGCCUCUUAACACCAGAGCUAUCCGCUAAAAGAGUAAGCCAGCUUUAAUUGCACAUUUAUUUUUGCAAAAGUACCUUUUUCAGGGCAUUUUUCUUGUUUUUCGAUUCCCCGCAGUUAACCGGAUAUCCGUUCCUUAACUCUUAAAUACACUCAAAUAUCAAAAUUAGAGCACACAUCCCUAGUCUGACCUCUAAACUCCAGCAGAGGGCAGUGUAGAGUCUGUGUCGUAUGCUUUAGUCAGAGGUUGUAAUCUGUUUAGUCCAAUGAUGGAGGCAUAAAAAGACUACAGUAGCCGGCUAAAGGCUACUGCACAUCGGACGAUAAGCAGAGUACAGCUAAAGGCCUCAAAACAAAAUAAAAAUGUUCCAAUAUGUUUUGCCAUACAGACAUUUUUCCGAAUUAUUCCGAAUGCCAGAAAAGCUAAAAAUUAGUCAUUAAGGGUUUAUCUUGCUGUGGUGCAAUAAUACGGAGUUCAGUUGCUGUGAGGUGGUCAUAGGUGUGCAAUAUUGUGGAUUUUACAAUAGCUUCGAACGCGGCUCAGCCAAUCAGAUUUUAGUACCAGAACCAUCCGUUUUAUAAUAUUCAGUAACUACAGGGACCUCAGUGCAAACUGGCUGAGCUUUUCUUAGGUUCUAGAAGUGUGUAGUAAAACUUUGGGCCUGCUGGUGGGCUCUGGCCAUUUAAGUGGUUAAUAUAUAUAAAGAUAUAUAUAUUAAGAUGCUGAGUGGUGCUGUGUUCUGGACGCUGUGUGUCGUCCACCUGAUGCUUCCGGUGUGCGGCAGCCUUUACCCACAAUGCUGUGUUUACAUGAUGGCAGUAGGUGGUUGAUGGCAAACUAGAUUUUCCAUUGUUUUUAAUGGAGCAGUGGUGGGAAAUUCAGCCACCGCCAGCAGCAACAGCAGCGGCCAACAGUGGUCAGUAAGUUUUUCCCAUUUUUUGUCAUCAACCAUGACGGCGCAAUAAACUGCACAUUGUUUUGGGAACCAUGGACACUGAAUUCCAGGGGUACCCAGUGUUAUAUGAGAAAAACAUUAAAAGAGUACAGAGCGUCUCCUGACUUCUUCCACCUUAAAUAAACAAUCAACAUUGCUAGAUUUCUCUAAAUAAGCAUCCAGUUUCAGUGGUAACACUGUCACCAUGGCAACAUGCCAUCAUCAGUACCGCUACGAAGCAUGGAACGUUUUAAUUUCUUCACUGCCAACAUGUAAACCCAGCAUAAGCGUCCUAGGUGUUUUUUUUUUGGUGGGGGGUAUUUUUUCAGACAUUUUUUGAAGGAUGUUUUACAAAUCCAAACAUCAACCCAUCCCUAAUCACAUCACAGUGUGUGUGACUACUGAAAAGUCUCUCGUCUCUCUUAAAGGUGCUGACUUUUUUGUUUCACGGCGUUUUAUCCCACACAUACUGAAGGUUUAAAAUACACAAGUGAAUCUGAAAUAAAAAAAUACGUAAAUCAAAACCACAGCGAUGUUCAGGGAGUCACACAUAAGAAGCACAUUCCAUUUUUUUAUUCAAAUCACUAUUUUUAAUCAGUUGAUUUUAAUAAAUGAUUGUAAUUUUUUUCCUUGCAACUACAAAAAUAGUGUUUUAAGAAAUGUCUUUGUGUCCACUUGUGCUUUGGUAUAAUUUAAUGUUAAUGAUUUAUGCACUGGAAUGUUGUUCUUCAUGCUUUGAUAAAUAAAUGAACAGUUUUCUAUUUAAA